GUGCACCAAUGCUUAUUUACAUCAGCGCCUCCGCAGAAGCAGUGCUCAUAUACAGCUGCCUUAUAUGGUCGGCUUAAUACUGACCAGGCACAUGUUGGGCUGCUUUUCUCCUUUUCGUCAGGAGACAUUAGUACAACCAAAUCCCUUUUAUCAUCAUGAUUCAUUGGUCAAAAAAAUGGUGCGUUAUGUACCAGUAUGUACCAAAGGAAUAUCAUCACAUCUGGAAUAGUGAUCAUUGUAAUUAUAUGAUAUUUCAAUAAAUAAUUGUCUUUUUCUUAUACUUAGGGUUGCAAAUAUUCACUGGCACCAAUGAAGUAUGUUACUGUUCCUACUGGUUUGGUGAAUAGCAUUUAACCGUCAUGCCAGCAGUCUGAUAACUUGCUGGGGGACUCUAGUUUACUGUGACCUUGAAGUGUAAAACACAGAAACAAAUCACAAAACACAAUCACAAGAGAUAAAUUGUGGUUUAGAGUUUGUUGGGUUUUCUGAUUUGUUGUUGUACUUGUUGCACAUCAUAGCCCUCAAAUAAAACUAUUAUAAAGUGAAUACUUCUCUCCUAUUGUUGGCCAGUUCUCUACAACCUGGCCACCACUGAGAGGAAACUGAAUAGGAAUGGCUUCUUGUUGGGGUGGAUCUCACUGGAUGUGUUUUAACCAUAAGGUUCAGGGAGUGAACGAGAUGGAUAUCACAGCUUCCUUUCAAAAUAUUUUCUUUUUUUUAUCCCCAAAUGACUUAUGAAAAACAAUGUCCAUCCAAUAGGGCUUUUUAAGUGUAGACAUUUUCUCUGUCGCUGCUAGAAAAGCACUGGUGUUACUAAUAACACUGAGAAUUGGCUCUGUUGCACUCAAGCGCCUGAGAGUGAGCCAAGGAAUUCAUUACUGAUUUAUAAAUAUUACCUCCGCCAAGGAGGCUGUGCUUUCCCCCCCUGCCCUUUGUGUAUCAGCAGGAUUACUGCACAUAGUUCCAUGAAACCUGGUUGAAGGAUGGGUCAGGAAUGAACCCAUUAAACCUUGAACCAGAUCUGGACCAAGGGGAAAAUCAGAAAAAUGUAUUUUCACUUUCUUCAACAUUGCGACAUUGGUGUUCUUUUUACCUUUAGAUCAAUUUCCCAUUAACUAAUGAAUUGAUCUCAAUUUAUUUUUAUCUGUUAUAUUUAGGGCAGAGAUAUAUCUGAUUGUGUGCAAUUUGGUGCAGCUUGGUUCUGUAAAGAGAACGGUUGGUUCCUGGCGGAGGUAAGUGCUCGGCGGAGUGCCAUUCUAGUUUGUAGUGUAUACCGGUGAAUGUGUCUCAAAAUGUUCUCUAUGGAUUGAAUUCAAUUUUCAUUUUAUUUGUAUAGCACCAAAUCACAAUAUCCAUGAUCUCAAGGCACGAAAAAAAGAGAAAAACUCCCUCAUUAACCGGAAGAAGCCUCAGAAGCUAGAUCCAGACUCCAUGUGGUUGUUAAAAGACCAAUGUCAUUUUGGUGUUACUAACAACACCUGUGUGACUCAGAAGGCAUGAUAAUUAUACUGUGAUAAAUGUUCAUGAAUAUUUUCAUCUCCAAAAUAUUGUUCCCUCACUGACACAGUAUUGAAGUGUGGUGAAACAUGUGUUCUUGUGCGCAGAUAGUAACAUAGAUAGGUUUUCCUGCUACUACUGACACGCUGAAUUCUCUUGGCCGUACAGACAGUAACAUGUCUAGUAUCUCCCUGAUGCAUGCACCACAGUGUGUGUGUGUGUGUUAGUGUGUGUAAGCCCUCCAGUUGCCCUCACAAAGCCCACUCAGGCAGACUGACACAAGUCAUCUGCAUGCCUGGGUAAAGGCAUCAUCAUCAUCAUCAUCAUCAUCGUCAGCAGCAGCAGCAGCAGCAGCGGCGGAGGGGCGGAGGGGCGGGGAGCUCAGAUCCAGCAACGACCACCGACGGACCGGGAGAGCCUCCUCCGGUAGCAUCAGCACACACCAACCAGGGAAGAUGGUCGCGGUGCAGACGUCCCCCACCCCGGCUCCUGCGGCGGAGUGGAUCUGCUGCCUGGAUAAAAGGCCCUCGGAGCGCUCAGGAGAGGACGUGGACAUUAUCCUGACCAGACUGAGAGAGGUCAAAGCGUUUCGGAGGUUCCCGUCUCCGCUCUUGGUGCAGAUCUGCGCUUCAGCCUUCUACGAGUGCCUGGAGAAAGGCAUCACGUUGUUUCGACAGGGAGACAUCGGCACCAGCUGGUACGCCGUGCUCUCGGGUUCCCUGGAUGUUAAAGUGUCAGAAACAGCCAACCACCAGGAUGCAGUCACUAUUUGUUCACUGGGGAUUGGAACGGCGUUCGGUGAGUCGAUCCUGGACAACACACCUCGCCACGCUACCAUCGUCAGCAGAGAGACCAGCGAGCUGCUGCGCAUCGAGCAGAGGGAGUUCAAGAGCCUCUGGGAGAAGCAUCGUCAGAGCCUGGCUGGACUGCUGGCCCCCCCUUAUGGAGCGAUGGAGAGCGGAUCUAACAAUGACAGACUCACAGACAAGGAGAACAUUCACUCCGACUCGGCAAACAGAUCUCACAACAAGAUUCCCUCAGAGAAACUGCAGAGAGCCGGGAAGGUUCUACGUAACGCCAUCCUGUCCAGAGCCCCGCACAUGAUCCGAGACAGGAAGUAUCACCUCAAGACUUACAGACAGUGCUGUGUUGGCACAGAGCUGGUCGACUGGCUGGUGCUGCAGAGUGCAUGUGUGCUCACACGGUCCCACGCUGUCGGGAUGUGGCAGGCGCUGCUGGAGGAAGGGGUGCUAAACCAUGUGGACCAGGAGCUUGGCUUCCAGGACAAGUACCUGUUCUACCGUUUUCUUGAUGAUGACGAGGAGGACACGCCGUUGCCUAGUGAGGAUGAGAGGAGGGAGAGUGAGGAGGAGCUGCCGGAGACCAUCCUCUUCGUCGCUCAGAUUGGACCUGAUGCCCUGCUGCGCAUGAUCCUCAAGAAAUCGCCUGGUCAGAGGACAGGAGAUGACCUUGAGAUCAUCUACGAUGAGCUGCUUCACAUCAAGGCCUUAGCUCACCUCUCCAACACUGUGAAGAGGGAACUGGCAAGCGUUGUGAUUUUUGAGUCACAUGCAAAAGCUGGAACCGUGUUGUUUAACCAAGGAGAGGAGGGCACAUCAUGGUACAUCAUCCAGAAGGGCUCAGUCAAUGUGGUGAUCUAUGGCAAGGGUGUUGUGUGCACACUCCACGAGGGCGACGACUUUGGGAAGUUGGCGCUGGUCACAGAUUCACCUCGAGCUGCCUCCAUUGUCCUGAGAGAGGACAACUGCCACUUCCUGCGUGUGGACAAGGAGGACUUCAACAGGAUACUCAGGGAUGUGGAGGCCAACACGGUGCGUUUGAAAGAACACGAACAAGCCGUGCUGGUGUUGGAGAAGAGUCCCCGAGCCUCCACUAUGGGAAGCAUCAAGUACACUGUGAUAUCAGGGAUGCCAGAGAAGAUUCUGGAGCACUUCCUGGAGACCAUGAGGAUGGACAUACACCACAAUGAUCCAGACCCAGCGGUGGACGAUUUUGUCCUCAUGCAGUGUGUCUUCAUGGCCAACAGCCAGCUCUGUCCUCUGCUCAUGGCACACUACCAUGCGCCCUCUCCACCCGGCUCUGAGCAGGAGAGGUUGGAGUAUGCUGUGAACAGUAAGAGGAGGGUCCUGGUUAUCACCCUGCGCUGGGCCAACACACACUCGUACCUGCUGCAGGAGGAACCUGCCGCUCUCGCCUUCCUGGAGGAGUUGUACGGAAGUCUAUCAAAUGACUCUCGGGUGCUGAGAGCUCUGAAAGACUUAGUGCCUGACCUGGAGAAAAUCAUCAAAUUACAUUCAGAAGAAGCCAAAGCAACUAAAAAGAAAACCCUAUUACGACAAUUCAGCAACGGAGAGGAAAGGCUGCAAAAGAAACAACCCAUUAGGAAUCAGGACGACAUCCUACUAAAGGUCUACUGCAGCGAUCACACAUACACAACCAUCCGGGUCGCCGUGGCAGCAACAGGAAGAGAAGUGAUUGCUGCUGUGGCUGACAAACUCUGCACCACGGAGGAGCUGGUGUUGCUCCACCUCAGCUCGGCCGGUGAAAAACUGAUGUUGAAGCCAAAUGACGUGUCAGUGUUUUCGACUGUGAGCAUCAACGGACGACUGUUUGCCUGUUCUCGUGGACAGCUCAGCAAUCUGACUCCUCACCCGGAGCAGGAGGGCCCCACUGCAGGCUCCAUGUCAACCUUUGAGCUGAUGAGCUCUAAGGACCUGGCUUACCAGAUGACCAUGUAUGACUGGGAGCUGUUCAGCUGUGUGCAUGAGCACGAGCUGCUCUACCACACGUUCGGCCUGCAGAGCUUCAGGAGAACCACCGCGAAUUUGGACUUGUUCCUGCGGCGAUUCAACCAGGUUCAACUGUGGGUGGUCACUGAGGUGUGCCUCUGCGGACAGCUCAGCAAGAGAGUCCAGCUCCUGAAGAAGUUCAUCAAGAUAGCUGCACACUGUCGAGAGUUCAAAAACCUGAAUUCGUUCUUUGCCAUUAUUAUGGGGAUGAGCAACCCAGCUGUCAGCCGACUGAGCCAGACCUGGGAGAAACUCCCCUCCAAGUUCAAGAAGUUCUAUGCCGAGUUUGAGAGCAUGAUGGACCCAUCCAGAAACCACCGGUCCUACCGACUCACUGUCACCAAACUGGAGCCGCCGAUCAUCCCCUUCAUGCCCCUCCUUCUCAAAGAUAUGACAUUCACGCACGAGGGCAACAAGACAUUUAUUGACAACAUGGUCAACUUUGAGAAAAUGCGUAUUAUAGCUAACACGAUUCGGCAAGUGAAGCAUUGUAGAAGUCAACCUUUCAAUCCCGACAUUUGCCAACCAAACAAAAACCAAGCCGAGGUGCGGGGCUACGUCAGGAAGUUCUGCGUGAUUGACAACCAGAGGGCGCUGACGCAGCUCUCCUACCGGCUGGAGCCUCGGCGGACAUGAGCUCCCGACCUCCCACCGCCAUCGCCUUCUCUGUGACGUCAGCAUUAGAAAACAACAACAACAAAGACAAAAACACACACAUGUUACCUGGAUAGAAAUAAUACGACUUGAAUUAUCAGUAGCAAAUCACAACAGUAAAGGAUUCUUGUGGCUCCAGGACUUAUACUGUGCCAUUAAAUGCCUCUUCUUCCUGGACAGACAAACUGCUCAGCUGCUCUCCCGUCGCUGUGUCGUCCCCCCCCCCCCAGACUGAUGGCUUAUUAGCUGUCGCUGUUUGGGACCUGUUAGAUAGAACUGUAAUGUAUAGAACUUGAAUCAAUAUCCUGCAUGAUUGAACUUCAUAGGCUUUGGGUUCUAUACAGUGGAUUUCUAUCGGAGUGUCCUGUGAUGUUGUGCUCCCCCCCCCCCCCCGGAUAAGCCUUGUUUACAAUAUAUUACUGUACCUGCCUGUCAAGCAGAAGCAUUCUCGUGACGGCCCGACACAGAGACAGAAAAAAACACGGAGGAGCCCACAGACAGUAGUGAAGACUCCUCCUUUCCCCCUGUUGGAUAUACAGAUGAAUAUCACACCUAUUUACUCCAUAACCUACAUGAGCGUGUCUUUAGGAUUCAAUGUCCUUUAGGUGAAUAUCGAUGUCCCUGAACUAGUCAUAGAACUCCAAAGCUACUUAACAGAGUAUUAGUCAGAUUAUUGCCCCAAUGAUAUCGCAAAAAGUGUAAAAAAAAAAUGUGUCACCGUGCGACUGUGACCGGUGUAAACGGUUGUAGAUGGUGAAGUUGCUCGCUGGGACCGGUUCAGCCGAUUCCAGAGAGCGUCUCGCACUCUGAGGCGAAAUCUCGUCGUCUCCCAGUUUGUGUCAAGUCCGUGUUCAGUCUAUUUAUUUUUGUAUCUGUGGGUGUAGAAGUUGAGUGUGUUCUUGACAUUGACGUGUCAUUAGUUUUCCUCUGACCUCAGGAGCUUUUGAUGUGACGGUGUGUCAGUCAAGAACUGCCUCCCCCUCCCCCCAGAGCAGCCUGUAACUGUACUGUUUGUGUGGUCUGCCUUGUAAAUAAAGAAAUAGCUAAUUUAA
Molecule: messenger RNA, 6013 nt
Organism: Platichthys flesus (European flounder)
Lineage: Eukaryota; Metazoa; Chordata; Actinopteri; Pleuronectiformes; Pleuronectidae
Product: rap guanine nucleotide exchange factor 4-like
Exons: 30
Coding region: 1953-4943 (996 amino acids)
Biological process (GO): Ras protein signal transduction; positive regulation of GTPase activity
Cellular component (GO): plasma membrane
Molecular function (GO): guanyl-nucleotide exchange factor activity
Source: RefSeq, a predicted model, not a curated record